Chara braunii is the source of this 2280-nucleotide messenger RNA. The record is from the annotation of a GenBank genome assembly. NCBI's taxonomy places the organism in Eukaryota, Viridiplantae, Streptophyta, Charophyceae, Charales, Characeae.
UCUCGUUGGUUCCGCAGCACCGAGGCCGAUUGGACGACCAACACUCUCGUUCUCAAAACGAAGUGUUGACAGAUGUAUCGCGUACCUUUCAUAGGUACCACUGUGACACCACGCCCCGAUCCUCCUCCCCCGGAGCCUUUCGUGCCCACACCAUCUCCUUCUAUCACUGUCACCUCGCCUCGGCAGUUCGCCCACUUCAUCCGACAGGACGACGUCACCUUCUUUAUGGUGAACGUGACGGAUCUCUUACACUAUGAUCCACCCUGUCCCGACGCCGAACUCAUCCCUCUGGAGCCAGAUUCUCCUCCUAUCUCCAUGGCUCCCAUCUCUACUUCCCACCCUCCGCCGUCCAUCGAGUCCACCCCGCCGUCGCGCGCUGACGUUGACGCUGAGGAACUCGCACGAUAUACGGCCGACUUGGAGUCCGCUGUUCGUGACCUCAUUCGAGAGUACCACGACGUUUUUCCAUCGUCAUUCUCGUACGCCGACAUCCUACCGAUGCGCGACGUUGAGCACUCCAUCCAGCUUCUGCCUGACUAUCGUGUUCACCACCAAGCACCCUACAGACUCUCGAUCCCCGAGGCCACCGAACUCAAGCGUCAGCUUGAGGAGCUCUUGAGACUGGGUUUCAUUAAACCCAGCAACUCCCCGUGGGGUGCACCCAUCCUCUUUGCUCACAAAGCGGAUGGAACUCUCCGUCUCUGCAUCGACUAUCGCGGUCUCAACCGCUACACGGUUAAGAACAACUACCCCAUGCCUCGUUCCGAUGAGCUGUUCGACCGCCUAGCAGGCAACUGCUUCUUUACGAAGAUUGAUCUAUAUAGCGGUUACCAUCAGAUCCACGUCGCUGCAGCGGACCAACCGAAGACAGGGUUUCGAUCGCGCUUCGGCCACUAUGAGUUUACGGUGAUGCCAUUCGGUCUCACCAACGCACCCGCUACCUUCAAGACGGCGAUGAACGACAUCUUCAGGGACAUCCUGGAGCAUGCACGUAAGGUCGCCGACAUCGUGUUUGACCGAGUCGUGCGUGACCACGACUUACCUCUGAGCAUCAUAUCUGACUGUGGCCCGCGCUUUACCAACCGAGUCUGGCGACGACUCCACGAGGUUUACGGCACCCAGCUCCGCUUCUCGUCGUCUUACCAUCCUCAGACCGAUGGUCAGACCGAGGUCAUGAACAGGACUCUCGAAGAUAUUCUCCGAAAGAUUGUUCGUGAUGACCAGCAGUGGGAUCUCCAUCUUGCCCACGCGGAGAUAGCCUACGACCACGCCGUCUCGCCAACCAUGGGGAUGUCGCCUUACUAUUGCGACCUCGGCUAUCACCCUCGUGUUCCCACGGACUUCCUUCGACCGUCGCAGAUGCACCCCGACACGAGUUGUCCCGCGUUGGAUGAUUGGGUUGCACACAUGACGUCGAUCAUGAAGACCGCACAUGAGCACAUAACCGCUUCCCAGACUCGCAUGGCAGCACGUGCAAACCGAUCGGGGAUGGACCAUCCAUUCAAAGUCGGUGAUGAUGUGCUUAUCGAUGCCCGCCACCUACAGCUCGAAGCGGACACGCUUCGCAAGUUUCAGCGUCGCUUCUUUGGCCCAUGCGACAUUCUCCAGGCCGUCGGUUCUGUACUAUCAUGUUUUGGGUCACAGCCAAUUUGUAAUACUUUUUUCCCACGUCUUGCUAGCGCGAUGGAGAUAUUACAGCUUGAUACGGCUUCUAGCCCGGUCAACUUCCGUGUGAAGCUGCCCGACUACCUACGUCAGGCUCGUGUGCACGUUGUCUACCACGUCUCGUUACUUCGUCCUUACCGCAGACCGUCUAAGUGUUUCGUUGGACGACCAUACGAGCGCCCUCCACCCAUCGUGGUGGACGGCCACGAGGAGUUCCUCGUUUCAGACAUCAUGGGUCGCCGAGUCACUGACGACAACCCUCCCCAUGUCGAGUAUCUCGUACGUUGGAAGGGUUACCCUGAUGAGGAGGCUACCUGGGGGCCCCUCGAGCACUUGCACCACGCUCGCAUGUUGGUGCGUGCCUAUGACCGUGCUCGUCGUGCUGGGUCGACUGCUCCCCCUCAGCUUGACCACCCUCCUUCUCCCUCGGCUGAGGAGACCGCUAAAGUCGAGCCUGCCCCUUCUGAGGCAGGCCUUCAGCAGCAGUUGGAUGCUUCUAAGCGUCCACAGCGCACUCGUCGUCGUCCUGUUCGAUACGACGAUUGACUCUGACUUAUCUUCCCACGUUUUUGACUUCUCAAUACUCCAUCCACAUCAGUUUUGCUACUUCAGCUC